Messenger RNA from Ciona intestinalis (vase tunicate), 2769 nucleotides. The record is from RefSeq and is a predicted model, not a curated record. Lineage: Eukaryota; Metazoa; Chordata; Ascidiacea; Phlebobranchia; Cionidae.
AUUAUUUAUUUAUUAUACAGAAAAACAUAUAAUAAAUUUUCACCCCAAUUGUUGUCGAAACAUCCAUGUCGUCGGAGUAAAACUUUUUUCGUUUUUUUGUUUCAUCUUUUGAUAGAACGAAGUUCUGAUUCGGUUUGUGUUGAAUAUCCGGAAGUCAGAGACAAAAGACAGUUCAUGCUUGCAACAGAAUGGGUGAAUACGUUUUGCCAAAAGUGAAGGCUAAAUAUGCGUACCAACGACAGAAUGAAGACGAACUAACUUUUGGAAAGGGCUCAAUCAUUCAGCUUACAUCAAAGACAGAAGGUGGAUGGUGGGAGGGAAAAUACAAUGGAAAAAUUGGUUGGUUCCCCAGCAACUAUGUGAAGGAAAUUAGAGGUUCAAAGAAAAGUGACUCUGCUGAUAGGUCGGCAAGUCCUGGUAACUCACAGAAACCAGCUCAGAAGAAAGAAGAUAUUGCAAAAGCACUAGAAACAAAACAAGCAUUUUACCAACAGGUCCUGCAGAAUUUCCUUGAAACAGAGUGGGCUCAUGUCAAAGAAAUACAGAAUCUGCUUACCAGUUAUUUAAGACCAUUGACCCAAUCAAGUGGAAAUGAGUUUCUAUCCAAACCUAACUCAACCACACUGGCGGGGAACCUGGAAAAGAUCUUUGAAUGUCAGACCAAGUUCGUACGUGAGAUAGAAGAUUGUUCAAAACUGCCAUGUAUUCAACAAAAUGUUGGCCAGUGUUUUGAGAAGUAUGGAGAUAAGUUGGAUCCUCUGUAUAAUGAAUAUUGUGCCAACCAUCCUUCCGCUGUACAAGUUAUUCUUAAUCAUAAAGAAUCCUUACAAAGGUAUAUGGAAAGCAAGAAUCCCAGUGGUCCUGGUGUCAUGUUUAUAACCAGUGGCCUCAGCAAACCAUUUAAAAGAUUGGAACAAUACCCAAAUAUUCUAAGAGAAUUGGAACGCCAUAUAAUUGAAAAUCAUCCAGACAAGUCCCACCUUUCAGCUGCAUUGCAUCAGUAUGAGAAAAUAUCAAUCAUAUGCCAAGACACAUGGAAGCGUAAAGAAACUGAACAGCAUAUACUAAACAGCCAGAUACAAGGGUGGGAGGGAGAGUCUCUCACACACCUUGGUCAAGUUCUGUUUCUAUCAUCAGCAACUUGUCUAAUUGGAAAUGAUGAACGGAAAGAGAGACACUUGCUUCUAUUUUCGAGCGCGCUGCUAAUUUUGUCUGCGUCACAGCGACUCAGCGGCUUCCGUUACGAAGGGAAACUACCACUGACCGCGUUACAAGCAAAGAAGUUAGAUGACUGCUCAUCUUAUCAACAUGCAUUUGAAAUAACAGGAAACCUCAUAGAAAGGAUUGUCGUAAUCACAAAGUCAGCAGAUGAGCAACGACGUUGGGUGCAAACACUUGAGAAUCAAUGUGAGAAAUACAGAAGAACCUCGCUAGCCCCCGUUGCCCCGCUAACUGCUCCCUCACCCAUAGUUAAGCAGGCACCUGUCACACAAAUACCCCCUCCACCUAAGCAUGCUGUUCCAUAUGGUUCCCGAUCUUCACCAGGUUACACACAACCACGUUCAGGUACAAACCGUCAACUAGAGCUCAUUCAACACAUCUCACCCACUGUAUCUCCCCCACCCUUCCCACACACUGGUGUUUCAGAUGCAAACAGCACUUUUGGUGAGAAAACCUGGUGUCAGAUGUGUUUACGACCAUCUGCCCCAUGCAGACAUCUCACUGUUUCUAAUGGUAAAGAACAUUCAAAUGUGGAGCGAAGCAGAAGUCCAAAGUUAACGCGGAAAAAAAAGAAAGAUAAGAAAGCGGAGAGGAAACACAGUGAGCAGGAGGAUAAUCUUGCUCCUCCAGAGAAAAUACUUCCUGAUAAAGGCCGGCCAGAAGAUGAGAGAGAAAUCCUUCUUGUCCUCGACGCAUACUGCACGCCCACACUCGCCAGAAAUAACGUUCACUCUUUCAUUACCAACACACAANNNCGCAGCAGACAUACCUCAAUCUUAGAAGAAAAAAUUAUCAUAGAAAAUCCAGACAAUGACGCUCUUAUUGAGGAGAAAAGCCUGGUUGAUACUGUAUAUGAAUUACGGGAUCAAGUUAACUCAUUGAAGCAGGAGCAAAAACGGAUGAAGCAGACUAUGGAAGAUGAAACAAGAGCGAGGAAAAAGUUAGAAACUCUCAUCCGAAGAGCUGCAAGGGAGUCUGGUGUUAUAGAUUCUGGGUCAAGACCUUCUUCACUAAAAGAACACAAGAAAUCAUUUCUGGGUAACUGACAUGGCAAGCAGAAGAGUAAAUAUAUUAGAAUGCCUAAACUACCUUUAUCAUAAGUAUUACUAGCCUAUGAGUUUCAAAAAUAGUAAGUUUCGUUUAAGUUAUAUAUUAUAUGAGUAGUAAAAGUAUAUCAUUGUACUCCAUAUAUGUUGUAUAUAGUUCUCUUUAUGCAGUACUGUAGCUUGAAAGUAUUACAUUAACUUAUGUUGCUGCCAAGAAAAUUUCUAUUGCCGCUUUCUACCAGAAAUGUAUUUCGCUGUGCAAUGAAUUUAUUAUGACCAUUCAAAGUGCGAAACACAAAUGUUUUAGCAAAGUACAAAUAAAAAUUUAUAAAAAGAUUAUCGAGAGUCCAGCAAUGCUUGCAGUUCCGCCUUUUCUCGUUCUAUUUCAAUUCUUUGUUGAUAUCGCAUAUUCAAGUCUUCUUCAGUGUACUGUGGUAAAAAUUAAAACAAUUUUAAAGCUUUUGUAAAGAUUUUUCAUGAAUAAAAUGCACCUAUUGACCAA